GCAUUCUGCCAACUUCUUCGGAACGGUGUACACUUUAUGUGACGUCAGAAAUAACUUCAAUGACGUAAAAGAACGCGUGUUUUGACAACGGGUAUUUUAAACUGAGUUUAGCAGUUCGCAGAACAACCGGCAACAUGUCUACUGUCAGACGGAUGUCAAAGAAUGCCAACGCCCAUGCGGUGGACGGUUCCGACUCCGAGGAGGAAGACCCCCCGCAGCGUUUCCUGUUGGGGAAACUGAAGGACAACCUGAACGUGAGACGUCAUCACCGAGCUGCGCACAGCGGGCUCAAACGGAGGAUGGGCUUCUGGAAGAUGGGCCAGUGCCGCUACACCUCUAGCGGAAGUGAACGGUACUACAGCGGCACCCACUGGGAUGUGGACGUGGAGAACACAGAAGGCUUGACCCGCAAAGAGUCCAGCACGGCUGUGGAUAAGCAGAUGGACAAAGAGAAAGAGAGGCGGAUGAAGGAAGAAGAAGCGGUUCGCCUGCUCGCCGAUUGGGUCCUGGCACCACUCCGGAAGGAGAUCGUCGGUGUGCUGUCAGAGAGUCAGGCGGAGAUGGAGCGCGAACAGGAUGAACAGAAGCAGCACGCCUGUCAGGUCCUUUCAGACGCACAGGCCGAGCUGGUGCACAAGAUCAGAGGCCAGGAAGUUGAGGAUGAGUGUGAGGAUGAGAGACACCGGCGGGAGUACAUCAUGGACGCACUGAUGGGGAAGGAUCAGAAGUUGGCCCGGACAGACAGUUUCACGGACCUACUGAAGGCUCUGUCCGAGACAGACAGCAAGAUGGGGGACGUUCAGAACCAGCUCAUGGGGGCGUUCUUCCGCAUGGAGGAUGAUGACGAACAAGAGAAAGAAGAAUUGAACGACCUCUUCAAAGGGAUGAAGGCUGACUUUACAUCUGAGCUCCUGCACGCCUCCGGAGGUAUCCGCUCACAGAUCCACACGGAGAGCGAGCGCAAAGACAUUCUGUUUGAGUCGCACGCCCUGUACAACAAGGAGGCGGCCGAGUCGGAGCUCAUCGAGUCCCGUGGGAAGGUGUUCGACAGCAUGGAGGGGGUGGCGGAGGAGAUGAUGCGCCUCUACGCAGGGGUUCAGAUGGACCUUGGUCAGAAGCAGGAGAAAGAAGAGUUGCAGGCACGCACAGCUCAUUCUUCCACCCUGGAGGAACUCUCCAAAAGGAGCCUGAAGCGGGAGGUUCACCGUGCGAUGGCCAAGGAGCGGGCGCGGCGGAUCCGUGAAGCGACAGAACAGGCCAAGCGCGGCCCCGACCCGGGGAGGAACAUGCUGAUGGAGCUGGUGGCAAGAGUACAGGAGGAGAUGCUCAUCAAGAAGUUUCACGGGAGGAAGGUGGCGUUCCGUGAACCCGAGCAGAGCCCGUACAGCGAGGAAGAGAGCGAACAGGACCGAAUGCUGCGCAAUCAACGGCUCAGCGCCCGCCGAAAGUCAUGCGCAAUGGCAAGACCUUGAAUGAUACGUAGAUUUGAAACAGGCAUGGAGAGUGAUUUACAGUGAACAAGAGACAAUAAACUGUAAAAAUCAAGAAACAA
This is a messenger RNA of Branchiostoma floridae (Florida lancelet), 1552 nucleotides long. Its product is annotated as eukaryotic translation initiation factor 3 subunit A-like. The transcript is spliced from 11 exons. NCBI's taxonomy places the organism in Eukaryota, Metazoa, Chordata, Leptocardii, Amphioxiformes, Branchiostomatidae. The record is from RefSeq and is a predicted model, not a curated record. Bases 135 to 1472 code for a protein of 445 amino acids.